CAGACUGAUGUCACCGGAACCGCCACCAAAACAGAAACUAUUUUUGCCUCGUUUUGGAUCCAAAUUUAGAUAUUCUGGUAAAACCUUUUAUCAAACACGGAUUGAUAGCGAGCGCAUCGAUAGACCUCCUCUUAACUUCCAACGGACGCUCAGUAAUAGAAGAUUAACCACAAGAAGUAUGGACGGAGCUUUUGGUUAUGAGAGGUAUAGAACUCCUGUAGAGCUGAGACCCGAUGAGAGCAAGAGUCGCACCAUUUCAGGUCAAAGAGUGUAUGAUUCGGACCGUUCGAGUCGAGAUGAAAAGGUACGCUCGGGUACUGGUAUUUCAUCGACAACUGCCACUACACCUGAAAGUAUUGGCGGCAAAACUCCAUCACUUGAUUCAGGCGGCGAAGAAACUGAGCGAAGACAUCGACGACCCAUCGGUGGUGUCGCUGUAUUACCGCCGAUGGAAAUGAGACGUAUUGAAGAGCAGCGAAGAAGUCCUAUUGAAAGGCCAUUGAGUAAAAGUCCUGCAAUACCAGAAGAAUCAAAAUACAACGAAGAGCGGUCGCCAACUAAACAUACCUACUCUAAAACGAGCGCCACUUCUCCUAAGAGUAAAGUCACUCCGACUAAAAGGGAAGAGUUCUUGAAUGAGACAAAUAAAUUAGUACGCUCGGGUACUGGUAUUUCAUCGACAACUGCCACUACACCUGAAAGUAUUGGCGGCAAAACUCCAUCACUUGAUUCAGGCGGUGAAGAAACUGAGCGAAGACAUCGACGACCCAUCGGUGGUGUCGCUGUAUUACCGCCGAUGGAAAUGAGACGUAUUGAAGAGCAGCGAAGAAGUCCUAUUGAACGGCCAUUGAGUAAAAGUCCUGUAAUACCAGAAGAAUCAAAAUACAACGAAGAGCGAUCGCCAACUAAACAUACCUACUCUAAAACGAGCGCCACUUCUCCUAAGAGUAAAGUCACUCCGACUAAAAGGGAAGAGUUCUUGAAUGAGACAAAUAAAUUAGUUUCAGAGAGUCCUCUAACUAGUACUCCAAAGGGUCGGCCAACGCAACAGUCGUUUGACUUAAAGCCGGCCGGAAAUGCAUUCGUCAAAGAAUACACAUAUACUGAAGACGACACUGACUUACGGCGACCGUACAGUCCGAGAGAAUACGGAUUUACUUAUAGUACAGAUCGAAAGUCCGGCGCAGAUAUAUCUCCCAUCGGCAAAGACGAGUUGCCCUCACCCACUGGCAAACGCUUGACUGGACUCGCCUUCACUUAUAAACCGCCCGAAAAAGAGAAACCGAGUGACAGACCGGCUGUCAGUGAAUGGAGUAAAUCUCCGCCGCAAACAAAAGUCAAGACAGAAGUGCCUUCGAAAGAGUCGACAGCUAUUGACCGCACAAAAGCCCAGACCAGAGAUAAGCAAGUGAUCGGUCAGACCGUAGCCCCAAAACAGUCUAAAUUACCCGUUAAGGCGUCGCCAACUCUCGUAGUGUUGGAAAGCGAAACAUCCGAUAAAAGAAAAUCCAAAGAUAAAUCAGGCAUUCCUUUGAAAUCACAACAACAGAGAACUGUUUCUCAGACUUCACCCAAAUCUGUAGAGACGGGCAGAACUUCACGGCAGUCGAAGGACUCGAAGUUAGAUUCGAGUUCAAGCGAGGGGUCGGUCUCUUCGGGCAGUUCUAUGGAUGUGUACGAGAAGGAGACUGUAAAACACGAUCCGACCAUAACUGCCACUCCUGUUAAGACAGUGACCAAAGCGGACAAAUCAGGAGCUGAUAAAAGUCGAAUCGUUAGUUCACAACUGUCUGGUCCUAAGAUAACUCACGCCAGCCGUAAACGAGUGGUCACUAAUGCCGACGGGACUGUCGAGGAAAUGGAAGAAGUCCUGGAACCAGAUAUGAUUGGAUCGCUCUCUACAUCAAAGCCGAUUCACGAUAAGACCAAACGAACUCAAAGGUCUCCCCAAACGGGUUAUCCUAACGUUCGCGAGACAUCAAAGACCGCCUCCUCUUCCAUAUCUUCUGUUUCCAAAAAGCAAACAUCCGGUGAAGAGUUUGGACACGAAAGAGGAGGCAUUCACUCCACGAAGAAGACCAGCACAACCGUCGAGGAAGAGAAGUCUCUAUCCAAACAUAUAUCACAAAACACACGUUUAGUGAGUGGAACUGUCGAUGAAGUGGCGCCUAUUGUGAAGACUGAGAAGAUUAAGUACAGUCCAAGCGCUCAACAAAGUCCACUACCGACUAAGUCUGUUCCUGUCAUCGCAACCGAGACCCGCAAAGUGGCCUACACUGAGACUCGGCCGACUGCGAAGCAAACACAAGAUUCGCACACAAGUCCAUCAGCACUGAACUUAAGUACAGCCACUCCACCCCCACCCCCGCAAUUCGCUAACGACAACAGUGCCGGCACUUCGCCGACCAAUGGUGUGGCCGCACCCGUUGGUGAUGUCGUCAGUUCACAGACUGUCUCUUCAAAAACCAGAACUGUUGAGACGAUAACCUAUAAGAUGGAAAAGGAUGGCGUCGUCGAGACAAGAGUUGAGCAGAAGAUAACGAUCCAAAGCGAUGGCGAUCCCAUCGAUCACGACAGGGCUCUGGCAGAUGCCAUACAAGAGGCAACAAUGAUGAACCCCGACAUGACUGUCGAGAAGAUUGAGAUACAACAGCAGUCCUCAAUCCAGUGAUCCCUCUCUCGACUGUCGCACUCAUCACUUGAGAGCAGCUUUUGUUUCUAUAUAUGAAUCCAUUGUUUCAUUCUUUUUAAGAAAAAAGUAUUUUUUAUUUGCAUUUAUAAUUUUAAUCAAAUGUCCCAAUAAUUAGUUGUUUAUGUUUUUGUAAUGAUAAUUGUGCCACAA
Messenger RNA from Medioppia subpectinata, 2842 nucleotides. Lineage: Eukaryota; Metazoa; Arthropoda; Arachnida; Sarcoptiformes; Oppiidae. The record is from the annotation of a GenBank genome assembly.